CCACGUACAGGAAAAAAAAAAAAAAAAAGUAGUUUACGAACAGUAAAUACAUAAAGGCCAAGAAAGAGGAAGGACAGGGUGCUAAAGGAACAGCUAGAGAGGCAGGUAACUCAUAUUUGGAGGGUCAGAAAGAAGUGGUCCCUAAGCUAGUACUUAAAAACUUAGUCUCAUGUGAGUUUUUCAGUUAAAGAAUGGGAACAGACUGUUCCAGGUGAUGGGAACAGACAGCAAAUGUCCACUAGCGAACAAGAGAGGGGGCCACUUUGUGACUAGAGGUUGAAGCAUUAGGAAGGAAAGCAGCCUGGGGGUAGGUUUAGGGAGGCUUGUGUUUUAGAAGGAUUGCGGUGUGGGAAAUGCACUGAAGGACGCAAAAGGUAAGAUAGACCAAUUAGAUGUCAUCCAGCGGGGAGCUGAGAGCAGCCAGAAUGAGGAAAAGGCUGGGAGGGGAUAGAGUCGUGAAUGGAUUAGAAAAACAGAGAAGAAAGGGCACUCUGUCCUAAUCCCCUUCUUUCUUUCCUGUAGCUCCUGGCUAGUGUGAGGCAAGGAUUGCACAGAACUUGCAGCCAAAAUCCGCACUGUUGUAGCUUAUAGGCUGCCAAGUCAAGUCUUGAGGGAGCUGCAGGAAGGGGGAAAAAGUUGAGAUCACCCACCCUAUUUAUCAGUGAGAAGCAUUCCUGUCAUGGAUCUGGUUUGAGAAGAAAACAGCACUAAACCACCUAUUAUUUAGUAGUUAUUUUUGUUUGUUUUUGUAUAAUUUUGUAAAAAAUUAUAAUAGAAUUUGAAAGAACUUUAGAGGUCAUUUUGUCUCCGGUCCUUAGUUUUGUAAGUGAAGAAACCAAAGCAGAGGCAUGGUGAAAUGACUUGACCAAGGUCACAAUUGCUGCACAGUUGGUGAGAGUGAACUUCACGGGGAUCCCUGCCUCCAUCUGUAGCUCAGUGUUCCCUUAGUGCCUCGGGCCUUGCAAAGGCCUUUUGACGGCCCAGAGAUCAUGAUCCAGCUCUGUGUGUUGAGGGCCUGUUUUAGAAACUAAAUUUAAAGAGAUUUCUUGUCAUAUAUUGGAUUUUCCAGUUCAUUAAUAAAAUGUAAAAUACCUAAAGUAAAAUGUAGAAUCUCUAAACUCCUUAACAACAGUAGCUGCUGGGUGGUUUAAUCUCAUUGAUUUGCACAAAAUAGGCAUUUAAUAAAUGCAUUUUGAAUGAGUCAGUCAUACCCAGCUAACCAUUAAUCAGCUUGUUUCUAUUUCAUUUUAAAAGAUUUUUAUCCCUAUAGCACCUAUUUGUUUCCUUAGUGUUUUUAUGAAAUGAUCUCAGUGUCUAUUUUUACAUCAUAGUUUCUUUUUCUUAGAAAACUGUAUGUGCACCUUAAUAAUGACAUUGCUGCAUUCAUGUUGCUUUGUGCUACUAUUUAUUUUCUAUGAGUGUGUGCUAGAAUAAUAAAUACUUACUGGUUAAUUUUGUUUUCUCCUAACUUCCUUUACAAAUGUAAAAUGUUCUUGAGACACAUUAAAUGACUUGUUGAAAAUAUUCCUUCAGAGUCAGUAGAAGUGCUGGAAAUUAAACUGAGGUCUUGACUUACCAUCCAUUGCAACGUUCCACAUAGUUCAUCAUAUUUAUUAAGUUCAUGUAUUUAAUAGGUCAUGUUAUUAUUCAGCCUCAUCGCUGUUAGCCUCAGGAUUUUAUCAUCUCCCUUUAAAAUAUCUCACCCAGGAGGACUACCUAGGGGAAAGUUUGUGGAAAAAAGAUGCAACGUGCUAAAACUUGUUAUUCCUUUGAUUAGGAGGGCCAGAAAAAAGAAUGGAAAGAAAAGAUAGGAGAAGAAAGGAAAGAAGAGAGGAAGGAGAGAGAGAGAAGAAAGAGGAAGAAGUUCCAAAGACCUUUAGAGAAGGCAUGGCUUCCAGAGAUGAGAAUAUGAAGCGGACAGACAGAGUGCUAAGAAUAAGCCAGUUGGAUGCACUUGAACUAAACAAGGCCCUGGAGCAACUCGUUUGGUCCCAGUUUACUCAGUGCUUUCAUGGAUUUAAGCCAGGGCUGUUAGCCCGCUUUGAACCAGAGGUGAAAGCAUUCUUGUGGCUUUUCUUAUGGAGAUUCACCAUCUACUCUAAAAAUGCCACCGUGGGACAGUCAGUUUUGAAUAUUCAGUACAAGAACGAUUUUUCCCCAAACCUGAGAUACCAGCCACUGAGCAAAAAUCAAAAGCUGUGGUAUGCCGUCUGUACAAUCGGUGGGAAGUGGUUAGAAGAACGAUGCUACGAUUUGUUUCGAAACCGUCACGUAGCAUCCUUCAGGAAAGCCAAGCAGUGCAUGAAUCUCGUGGUUGGACUUUUGAAGCUGGGCAGGUUGAUUAAUUUCUUGAUUUUCCUCCAAAGGGGCAAGUUCGCAACUUUGACCGAGCGUCUGCUGGGCAUCCGUUCUGUGUUUUCUAGGCCCCAAAAUGUCCGAGAAGUAGGCUUUGAGUAUAUGAAUAGAGAACUCCUCUGGCACAGCUUUGCCGAGUUUCUGAUUUUCCUCUUACCACUUGUCAGUAUCCAGAAGUUGAAAGCCAAGCUCUCUUCAUGGUGUAUCCCUCUGACCAGAGCUCCAAGCAGUGACAGCACGCUGGCCACCAGCGGCAGACAGUGUUCUCUGUGUGGGGAGUGGCCCACCAUGCCUCACACCAUAGGCUGCGAGCAUGUUUUCUGUUACUACUGUGUGAAGAGUAGCUUCUUAUUUGAUGCGUCCUUUGCUUGUCCUAAGUGCGGCACAGAGGUCCACAGCCUGCAACCACUGAAAUCAGGAAUCGAGAUGACAGAAGUGAAUGCCCUUUAGAAGCUAAAAUUGUUUCCUCUGAGGAGAACUGUAUUUUGUCUAAAUCCUUAGCAUGAAUCAUCCUAAGCAUACUAUUUAGGUAUGUCUUAUGAGGACAUGUGCUUCUCAGCCAUUGCCCUCUGUUCCUUUCCAGGCACGACUAAAUUCUGCUCACACUGGAAACCACAUGAUUCUAAACAUAUGAUAUAAAUGGUAACAUAUUUUUUUUUUAAUCAUUGCAUUUAAUUUUUAAUGUCAAGAAUAAUGGA
Molecule: messenger RNA, 3053 nt
Organism: Aethalodelphis obliquidens (Pacific white-sided dolphin)
Lineage: Eukaryota; Metazoa; Chordata; Mammalia; Artiodactyla; Delphinidae
Gene: PEX2
Product: peroxisomal biogenesis factor 2
Exons: 2
Coding region: 1795-2805 (336 amino acids)
Biological process (GO): very long-chain fatty acid metabolic process; protein import into peroxisome matrix; fatty acid beta-oxidation
Cellular component (GO): Cdc73/Paf1 complex; peroxisomal membrane
Molecular function (GO): zinc ion binding
Source: RefSeq, a predicted model, not a curated record